Messenger RNA from Hydatigera taeniaeformis, 1503 nucleotides. NCBI's taxonomy places the organism in Eukaryota, Metazoa, Platyhelminthes, Cestoda, Cyclophyllidea, Taeniidae. The record is from the annotation of a GenBank genome assembly.
AUGUCUUACACGCACACCGAUGCGCAUGGCUGUAUGCGUCCUCCGAAUCUCCUCUUUCCUCACCUGUGGGUAAAUCCUUCUCCUCUUAGAGUCGAGAUAAACCUUUCGGCUACUCCUCUACCAGGACUCAUACAUAUACCUGAGAAAAAAUCGCAAGAGAGCGACGAAUCCAAAUCCAAGCUCGAUGUGAUAGGAGCAAUGAGGCGCAAGGAGCUGGAGGGGGAGGAGGAUUCCGUGAUUUAUGACUGCGUUGUGUGUGGUGACAAAAGUUCUGGGAAACACUAUGGUCAGUUUACUUGUGAGGGCUGUAAGAGCUUCUUUAAGCGCUCCGUGAGGCGCCAAUUAACUUAUACAUGCAGAGGAGCUCGUCAGUGCCUUAUUGACCUGCAUCAUCGGAAUCAGUGUCAGUAUUGCCGCUUUCAAAAGUGUCUGAGAAUGGGAAUGCAUAAAGAAGCGGUUCAACAGGGCCGUUUGUCCGCAGCGGGUCAUCCUUACUUCCGUGCCUUUGACCGCCGGAGUGGAGGGAGUUCUCCAGCAUCAGACUUUGGAGCACCAUCGAUGGACUCAACUCAGACUUAUUCUGUAUUCCAAAUGGUUGCUGCCUUACUAAACGCCGACCAGACCUUUGAUUAUCCGCUCACCAAUACUGCAACUCUAACUACGCAUUACGUGAGGUGGGCGAAACAGUUGCCAUUCUUCGAUACUAUUCACAAGGUCGACCAGAUGGCACUAUUGAACAGUGCACUGUGUGAUGUUAUCCUAUUAACAAUAUCUCAGCGUUGGAAUUAUGGAAUCGAUCUUUUGGGACUUCAUCAGUCCACCAAUGAGAACAAAGAAAAGAAGUACGACUUGGGGCGACUCCAUGGUAUUGUUAACCAAGUUGCUGCACUACAUCUCACCUUCGUUGAAUCCGCCUGCUUUAAGGCAAUGCUGCUCUUUAACGUGGGCAAUGUACUCGAUAUGUUAUGCCGUGUUCUCAAUAUAAUCUUAGAUUUAGAUAAGCUGGUGGAUCCUACUCCAAUCAGAUAUGCGCAAAUAGAGGUACAGACUGCUUUAGAGGAAUAUCUGCACUAUACCAUGUCUGCCAGCCAACCUAGCCGACUGGGGUUCAUUCUUCUACGUUGGAUCGGUCUAAGGACAACGAGCUUUAGAGCACUUCUCGUGAAGGCCUUGUCCCCAAAGGACUACUCUGUAGAGUUGGAGCUACACAGAGCACUCACGUCGCAAGCGGAUUUCACCACUAUGGGCCAUCAUAUCGUGAACGUUCCUGCCUCCUCGAUCUCCUUACGAUCAAGCAAAAGUUAUUGUAAUCAUCCACUGCCCCAAUUUCACUCAGAUCGGCUAAACAUGAUUUCAGUCGAUAACUCCACCAAAUUGAAUUAUGUUUGGAGGUAUCCGCAGGAGGAUCAGUCCUCCGGUAUGAAUCACCACUUUACCUUUCAAUCCCUUUGCCGAUCUCUCCGAGACCGGUUUGUGAAUGGAACUCCUGUUUCGGAAAUCUAG